AUGGCAUUGCUUGUGUGGUUUGCAAUGGCAUUUGCCCUCUUCUCAACCCCAGGCCUGGCGGACCCCCAGAUGUUUAUCCCUUUGAACUUUGGAUACUAUUGCCCAAGAUACGAGAACAAGACUGAAGUUACGGGAGAAAGAUGGCAGAUUGGUCUUUCUGUGCCAGGCGGUGAAAAAAUCAGCGUCACUAAAACAUAUACGGUUGGUAUAACAUGGACCGCGGGCGUCUCUUUUACAAUUGGCCCCAAGGAUAAGAUUAUGAGCAUAGGCAUGAGCUUCACGAUAUCGGAGUCCGUCACUAGCUCAAUCGCACAAGGUGUUACUAGCGACUGUGGUGAUCCGGAGGCGCCGGGGCCGAAACGUUGGCGCUGCAGCAUGUUGAUCAUCCCGAGCAUGCUCCGUGUCAAUGGCCAUCUAAGUGAAUCUGACGACAGGCCAAAUUGUCAGAGAGUGCAAAGCAAAAGUGGAGGCAAAUUCGAGUUCGAGGCUCCGAUCGUGGACAAAGGAGGCAACCCCAAAUGGACGUAUGUGGUUUGCACAUGCACAAACCUCAAGCACUGGGCCGACCCGGGGCAUCCUCCCACUUUGUGCAUCGAUCCAUGCACGCGCCCUGAGGGAUGA
Molecule: messenger RNA, 621 nt
Organism: Colletotrichum godetiae
Lineage: Eukaryota; Fungi; Ascomycota; Sordariomycetes; Glomerellales; Glomerellaceae
Exons: 2
Coding region: 1-621 (206 amino acids)
Source: RefSeq, a predicted model, not a curated record